Messenger RNA from Tinamus guttatus (white-throated tinamou), 386 nucleotides. NCBI's taxonomy places the organism in Eukaryota, Metazoa, Chordata, Aves, Tinamiformes, Tinamidae. The record is from RefSeq and is a predicted model, not a curated record.
CAGAACAAGUCAUCUUUCAUGUGGCAUCUUUUGCUCUGCAAGCCAGAAGUGUAAUUAUGUUCAAUUUCCCUAUCUCAGGUGGCUGUAUCCUGGUACUCAGUAGGAACUUUGUGCAAUAUGCCUGCUUUGGACUGUUUGGAAUUAUAGCAUUACAGACUAUUGCAUACAGCAUUCUAUGGGACCUGAAGUUUCUGAUGAGGAACCUUGCCCUUGGGGGAGGCUUGCUGCUGCUUUUGGCCGAGUCGCGCUCGGAAGGGAAGAGCAUGUUUGCUGGCGUCCCCACCAUGCGGGAAAGCUCCCCGAAACAGUACAUGCAGCUGGGAGGCCGUGUGCUGCUGGUCCUCAUGUUCAUGACGCUGCUACAUUUUGAUAUGAACUUCUUUUCU